Molecule: messenger RNA, 3514 nt
Organism: Haliotis rubra (blacklip abalone)
Lineage: Eukaryota; Metazoa; Mollusca; Gastropoda; Lepetellida; Haliotidae
Product: zinc finger protein 585A-like
Source: RefSeq, a predicted model, not a curated record
AGUCUGGGCAGCCUGGGCAGCCUCCUGCUGCUGCUUACAGUCAGGAAGACAAGACCUCCCCACCCUCCCUAGCUUUAGCAUAUCCUCGCAUGCAGGACUUUCCAUACGGGUUAAGCGGUGUAGCUAUGCCGAGCUACAAUUACAGCAGUGAACUUUAUAGUUAUGUGUCAAACGGGUUUCCUCGAAAAUCGAGAAUGUGCAGCUAUUGUGGAAAAGUAUUCACUCGAUCCACAACUCGUCGAUAUCAUGAAAAGCGGUGUCCUUUGUUGCGAGCUGCUGGUAGCUUGUUGAAGAACGAAACACAAGUAGCAGCAGUAGCAGCAGCGCCGGCAGUAAAGACCGAAACCUCUCCAUCUUACGCUUCAGCAAAUACCUCUACCAUCUCCUCAAGUCAACAUACCUCAUUUGUACUGGCUUCUUUAUCCUCCCAGCCAUAUGCAUCUACCUCAACUGCUGCUGUGGACCAAAAUCGUAAUGCAGUUAGCGGGAUUAAGGGUGAACCUCAAGAGAUGCUAGAUCCAUCACCCUCAAAUUCUGAAAGUUUUAGCCAGGGAGAUCUUAGUACCCCACGUUACACUCCGGAUUUUGAUUCAGCCAAUCAGCAGGCUUUAAUGUUUUCCCCUCCAAUGAAGGACCGCUCCUCCGAAUCGCCAUUAUCAUUACAGACUGAUAACCAGACUGCCUCAGAUCAUCUUGAUACGGGUGAACCAUUAGUGUUCAAAGAUAACGUGGACCACAGCACAGCGUCUGAACUUGGGGCCGGCAGCACUGAUGCCCUUUACAGCAACUCCAAUGCCGGUUACCAGCAGUACAAGGACAUUAAAGUGUCGCGACAAUCGUCUCAUCACUCAGGGAUUGCCACUAGUUCAUAUAAUGACACCAUUUCUCAGGGUACCUCUGGAGAUGGCAGCAGUUUCAAUCAGGACAUGGCUCAGGAAAAUGAUACUAUGUGUGACUCCAAAUCUGAGGAGCGUACACCAAAAUCUGUUCUUGCCAACAAAUGCAGUAUUUGUGGAAAAACAUUUGAUUCACCUCGUCAGCUUCACAUACACGAACAGCUGCACACAAAGUACAAGCCAUAUGCAUGUCGUUUCUGUGGCCAACGUUUCCUAAAAGUAUCAAUGCGUAUAGCACAUGAACGGCUUCAUAUCGGAGAAAAGCCUUACGUCUGUGCUAUUUGUGGGCUGACGUUCACACGCAAGUAUAGUGUGCGGCUUCACAUGCGAAGGAGACAUACAGAUGGACCAUGUCUUUGUCGCUAUUGUGGGAAGACGCUGUACACAUUGCAGACUCUGAAGAGCCACCUGCUGUCACACAACCUGCCCAAGUCUGAGAAAGAGUCUCUACACUACCUCGGGACAUCAGGAGGGGAGCGCAUUGCUGAUGCUAGUGGUUCCCAAGAAGAUGAUGAAAAUGCAUUAUUACCAACGGCUCCUGAAGACCAGCUUGCCAAUCCCAACAAAGAUAUUGCUCUUGCUAUGGAGCUUGAGCUUGCAGGCAAUUCAAAAGAGAAGGAAUGGUGUAAGCUGUGUGAGAAAGAAUUUCCCAAAUCGUUUAUGAGAUAUCAUGAAAAGCUCCAUGCUGAUCAGAAGCCCUAUGAAUGCCCUACAUGUAACAAGAGGUUUGGUUACAAGAAUAACAUGAAAUCUCAUAUGAAGCUCCAUGCUGGAAUAAAACCAUAUCAGUGUCAUGUGUGCGGGGCAAAGUUCACACGUGGUUCAACAUUACGGAGACAUGCCCGCCGUCAUGGGAUAUUCACUGAAAGUGUGUGGGAUUUCUUUGUCCAGAAGGGUGCUUCCUCAGGAAAUCAGAACAAUGUCUCAAAGCAGAAGGUACCAGUGGGCCCUCUUAAAGUGCAGAUUCAAGGCCAAGGACAGUCUUCGCCAGAAAUAUCAAGUUCAAGGUCAACACAAGGUGAAACCGCAAGAGCAUCAGUAACACCUGAUAAAUCACAGAACUAUGAACGUGGAGCAUACUCUGGACCGCCUGCUCUGACUACAAGUAACAUGUACCCUGGCUAUGCAGCAGUAGCCACCUUACCCGAGAGUAUUUAUCACACAUAUCCAUCUACCUCACACUACAAUGUUAACUAUUCCAAUUACACUGCUAGUCAAGAACCUCAGGCUGAUGCCCUCAACCUGAGUGUGACCAAGGACUCCAUGGAUCCUGCUGCUGUUGCAGCUGCUGCUGCUGCUGUUGCUGCUGCUGCCACUACUGCUGUUACUGAAAUAGCAGAAACAUCCGAGGAUGAAGCAGACGGAAGUGAGAGCAAGAGCAACAUAUCCUCCCACACUUGCACAUCGGGUGGUGCUAGUGUUGGGGUGCAGGUCAACCUCUGUGGGUGUAACGAUAAGACCUCGCUUCUCUCCACUUUGCCAUUUGACCACCGACUUCUCAGUCCACUUAAUAUCGACGGGUCCGGGACGACGGCAACAAGUCCCUCACUGAGUUCAGGGGGAGAUAACUUUAAUCAGGAAUCUGUAUCUACGCUGAUGAGUUCGGGACGCCUGUUUCGGUGCAGUCACUGCGAUUGUUACUUUUCUGAGUAUGCUAUGUACCGUAUUCACCAGAAGCUGCACGCACGAGAUGCCAACCGGCCCUUCCUGUGUCCUGUGUGUUUCGAGGACUGUCAUGACAAGAUGUAUUCGUUGCAUCUUUAUGAACAUCUACGCAUGUGACCCACCUCAAUAGACAAGCACCUCCUCAAACUUACCUCAUUUUAGCAUUAUCAUCAUUAUUAUUAUUGUUGUUGCUUUUAAGGUAUUUGCCUGUCUCAAGAUAGACAGCUUUCAACUUGUUGAAUUUAUGGUCAUAAUGCAUUAUUCAAUCAGGAAAUUGAUUUAUGGAUCUAAGUUGUUGAUGUCUGCUUGUGUCAGCUCUCUUAAAAGGCACCUAUAUUUCAAUCGGUAAUGAUUUUCUACAUAAUAAGCGUGAAAUCUACAUGUAGUAUCUUUCCAAACAAAUAGACAUAUGUCGUUAGCAUCAUUCUGUCUCAUGAGACCAACACCACUGUUUCAGAUAAUACCAAUAUAAAAGAAAAUUGUUGAAAGUUGUGACUUCAUGUUCUCUCCAGAAAAGAUCUGUUUUUACUAAAUGUAUAUUAGUGCUUGCAUUUGGGGUAGAUAUACUACAUAUAUGAAAGUUAAAACUUAUUCCUGUGAUAGAUUGAUCUUUGAUAGCUCAAAGUGGCCUUUGUUGAGAGAUAUGUGUAAAACACGCAUUGUUUAAAGACAGUGAUGUACUGCUGUAAAUACGUGAAAAUUGUAGAAUGUAUGUGUUUGUUACGGGUCAAUGCUGGUAACCAGGGAAACUCCAGAUUUCAUGGUUCCUUAGAUGUCUUAAUAGACUAGUGCAUUACAAGCUCUGUUUUAGGGUGAUAUUGUCACAAUGAAAUGUGUCAGGGACUUAGUGUCUGAAGUCUAGUGAUGUGUACAGUCCUCCUCCUCCCUUGUGCCUUAGAGAGGGAAAUAGUUGUCCUUGUAUACCGUUGUGGUAGUUAAUGUCCCAUAGUGGG